Molecule: messenger RNA, 3839 nt
Organism: Drosophila albomicans
Lineage: Eukaryota; Metazoa; Arthropoda; Insecta; Diptera; Drosophilidae
Product: protein hunchback
Exons: 2
Coding region: 1179-2867 (562 amino acids)
Molecular function (GO): nucleic acid binding
Source: RefSeq, a predicted model, not a curated record
UGAGUCUGUCGACAAGUCGUGCGUGUGGUGGUUAGUGUGGUGAAAACUUAUAAGUUUUUUAACAAAUGCAUUUAAAAAAUCGUUAAAAGAAUAUAAAAUAUCACAAUAAGUGAUCCAAAUUAAUUCGAAUAAAACGCUCACACAGUGUACGCGUGUGCAACAGUAAAGAAAACUACGAAAUUUAACAAAGGUAAAUCGACGUCGACGACAACUGAAUACCUAAAAACAAGCAGCAGCAGCAACAACCAGAGGCAACAUCGAAGCAGCAGCGGCACGCAGAAUAAAGAAACAAGGAAACAUUUGCACAGCAACCCAAGCAACGACAACAACAACAACAACGGGCGGCAGCAGCAGCAAGCAGAGCUCCGACAAGAAAAACCACUUCAACAAAAGAGGAUAACAUAUUGAAAAAGAGCUCUGGCAGCACUCGCUGCUCGCACAUACACGCAGGCUCACCAACACUAUCGCAAACGCGAAACAUACACACGUAUAUGUACGUGGGAAAGUAAACCGACAUCUUUUUUACGACAUCAUCGUCUCCAAGUCGAGAGUCGUCGUAUAGUUUUGCAAUCACGCAAAGCCAACAAGAGAGAGCAAGCAAAACGAGAGAGAGCUUAAGCUUAGUUUUGGAACAGGCAGCAAGGGCCAGGGCCCUUUGAUAACACACAUACACACACGCAAGCGAAAACGCACGCUCUCUCUCCACACACAAACACACACACAGGCAAAAGCAAGCUUACGCCCACGGAGAGCGCAGGCGAAACGAUCAACAAAGAGAGCUCACGCAAAAACACGUGAGAAGAGAGCAAGAGAGAGAGAGAGAGUCAGUCUGGUUGCUGGAUUCGGUGUUGUUUCCUAACACGCACAGCGCAUUUGGAAAUCACAGCACGGCAGUGACGAGCCGAGUCUAUCGGGCAGCAGCAGCAGUCGUGAAAGUGCGUCGACAACGUCGCAGUGUGUGCGUGAGCAGAGUCAGCAGCACCUCCCUGCAUUGCAUUUACGAAACCCAGUGUUGCCACAUCGCUGCAUAAUCCCACACCAUAUGAAAGCAAUAUAGCUUGGAAGUGCAAAGCGACAAAUAUAAUAACUACACAACACUAAAACAAAAAAGAACUUGACGAAACUCGCAACCAACAACCAGGAAACAAAAACAGCAACAAAAACACUCCAGACUCCAAAUGAAAACGCUUGUGCUGAGUCCAGACGAUCUGCAGAACUUUAACAAGUUCAUCUACGAUCCCAAAUCGGCCGCCCAGCUGGCUGCCAGCGCCGGAGCAAUUGCAGCAGCCGCCGCCCAUGGUGGACACGGUCAUGGUCAGGCGGGUGUGCAGCUGGUGGCAGGUGGCGCCGCUGUGCCCGUUCCCACGGUGAGCACAUCGGCGGGCGUUGGUGUCGCCUCCGGUGUGGGUGCUAGUGCUGCUGCCAACAAGCAGUUGAUGGCGUUGCACUACUAUCUGAAUCAUCAGGGCAACAGCUAUAUGGCCCAGCAACCCGGUGGCAACAGUGUGGCACAACAGCAGCAGCAGCAGCAACAACAGUUGCUGGCACAGUCGCAGACACAGCUGAAGCAACUGCAGCUGAAGCAACCGACAAUACAUCAGCAUCAGCAGCACAUUAGCUACCAUCAUCAUCAUCCCUACUAUCAGCAGCAGGCGACGCCGACGCACAACAGUCACACACACUCACACAGUCACACACUCGCGCACACACAACACACACACAGUCACAGCAGCCAUCCAGCAGCGACACAUCAUGGCCAACAACACAAGGUGCAGUUGCAAUCGAAUCACCAGCAGCAGCAACAGAAUCAACUGCCAGUGCAUGCGCUGAAUCAGAACUCCAAUUUCUCGGCAGCCAGUUCGAGCACGGGAGGCACUGCAUCCUCCAGCCAUGCGCCCACACAACAAUCGAAUGGCUCCAGCGUUUCACCCACCAUCAUCAGUCAUCAGCCACGCUCUGUUGCUGCUGCCGUUGCUGCCGCCGCUGGCAGCAAUAGCAACAACAUUGCUGCGGCAGCGAAUGCAUUGCUGCGUGCCACAGCCACGGUGGCAACCGGUGGUGUAGCAGCUGCAACAUCAGUGUCUGCAUUGGCGUCGUCAUCAUCGUCGUCGUCAUCGUCAUCCUCGUCGUCGUCCGCCUCAUCAACGUCCGCAACAACGUCGUCGUCGGGAUCUGCGGCUGCCAAUUGUGCCAAGAAACUGAAAACGGAACCGUUGCUCUCCCAAUACAAUCAAACCGAGCGCCUCAAUUUUGCCAACACGUACAUUGUGUGGAGCGAGGAGCAUUGGCGUCGUGUCGUCUUCCACGAUGAACGACGCUUCAAUCUCGAUGGUCCCGAUGGUUUCUCCUACUAUUAUCACGAUCUGCGCAAUUACGAGCGCAAAUUGUCGCAACGGCCGCGUGGCAACUCUGUCUACAUCUACCUGAUGAUCUGUGUGGGCGGACCCAUCCAUCUGGAGGUGUCGUCAGCCAAACAACGUCCCGAAUCCUGCAUUGAGGCCAUCAUGCGUGAGCGUCCCAAUAUCGUUAGCAAACUGGGCGGCAACACAGACUUUGUGCUGCAGGAUCACAAUUGGAUGUCGCACGCUCUGCCCACCGCCCAGGAGCUGCUAAAUGCCGAGGGACUGAAAACCCAGAAGUGGCCAACAAUCGCCCAUGACCUGAACAUUAUGGAAAACAUUUGGGGUUGGCUCAUUCGUGAGGUGUUCGAUGGCGGACGCAAGUUUUCGCGGAAAGACGAUUUGAUAUUUCGCAUCAAGGAGGCGUGGUCACGACUUCCCCACGAUCUGAUCACGAACCUGUACAGCACACUUCCCGAGCGAAUCACCGAGCUGUAUUACACUCAAGGCGUCUACACGAAUUGUUGACAAACGACACGGCAUCGAGCUGGAGUUGAGGAUUGCGAUCAGGCGGAGAACAGCAAGGAGGGAAGACGACGGCAACAGUUUCGGCAGCUGCUGCUCCACACACGCAUCGCAUUUUAGGCUGAGCACCCCAGACUAUAUAGCACUAGGAUGAGCAUCAGAUCAGAAUCGGAGUGGAUGGAGAAUCGGGAACCGUUUUUUUUUUAUUGUAUCCUACAUUUUACUUGACAUUUUUUUGUGUAUAGCCUUAAGAUGUGCAUGUGUGUGUGCGAACACAAUCUGAAAGUGAAUCUAUAUUUCUGUAGCUGCUGCAUUCUAGAGAGAGACUCUGUUUAGUUUAUGUACUAAUUGGAAAACAUAAAUGAUGCGCAAUUCCCUGAACGCCGCCGCCGCCACGUGUGGCAACGCUGGCAAACGAUGGACGCCAGUGCUGCCCAUUCAGCUUUUGUAAUUAGUGUUACCUAUACAUAGAAAUACCCUCCUUCCCCCUCUUACCAACCCCAUUUUCACUUAUAUGUAUAAGCUUUACUUUUAGUUGUCAUUUUAAAAUAACAUCCCCAAUUCCCAAAUUCCUAUUCUUAUCCCUCACCUCCCCCCCCAACCACCAGAAAAUUAGUUACAACAAUUAUAUUAUUUGAAACUUAACUCAUUUUGUUGAUUGUUUUUAGUUAUGCAAAAUCGAAAGAAAAGAAGAGAGAAAGAGCGCGAGAGAAGUGCGAACAAAAUUAAUGCAAAGCGAGAAAAAUAGAUAUAUAUAUAUAUAAAAGGAAAACAUUGUAACUAAAGUAUUAUUUUAAGGCAUAGUUUUUUGUUGUAGCAAAAUGCAUACAUGAAACGAAACAAAAACAAUACAAACAAGAGAGAAAAAACAAUACAAACACAAGAAACUAAAAUCCUAUCAUGUAAAAUUUGUUUACGAACAGAAAUUAUAUUUAAACUAAUUAUCAAUGUAAUUAAUACAUACAUAUUAAACAA